AGAGAGAGAGAGGGAGGGAGAGGGAGGAGAGGCAGAGAGGGGAAAGGGAGACUACGCACUCUGAGCUCAGUUCCACACAUGCACGGACGACACCAACACACGCAGCCACAGGGAGAGAGAGAGAGAAGAGAGAGAGACAGCGCCUUGAUCUCUCCUGCAGCAAACAGCUGGUUGGCUGUUUUCCUAGCGCUGUCCUUCUGCAGGUCACCCUCCGCAGGCAGCUCGGCCAGGCGGCCGCCGGGGUCCGCAGGAAUGAGGAGCAGCAUGUGAUCAGAGAGCCCCGCCCCUUCGCCCCCCACCUGACGGCAGGAUGCUUCUGCUCCAGCGCGCCGUGGCGCUGUACCUCCCGUGGUGUCUCCUGCUCGCGUCCCCCCGCCGGGCCGCGGCGGACGAGGAGGCUCACUGGGGAACGGCGGUGACCGAGAAGAAGCCCACCGAGAAGCCCGGCUCCUACUGGAGCUGGUCGCUACCAAAAUUUUCCGUACCGCUCCCAGACAUCUCCUACCUCGACCCCCGCAUCCUGAUGGGCGGGGGUUCGAAUGCCAGGGACGAUCCGGCCGCCACCAGCCAGCGGCCCCCGGCGUCGACCCCCACGACCCCGGGCCCCGAGGGGCCCUCGGCGUCCACGCAGCGCCGGAUCACGGCGCGGAGCGACAGCGACGGCGGCGGCGGCGGCGGCGGCUCGGCCGGGAGCACGCCGUUCUCCGCCGGUCCGGGGCGGACGGGCGCCCCCCCCGCGGACCCCACGAGCGCAAGUGACCCCCGCCGCCCCGAAGACCCCCCGGCCACGACCGAACCCCCCGGGCCCCCGGCGACGGGCCGUCCGCCGUGGCGGGGCCGCGGCCGCGGGGGUCCCUGA
Messenger RNA from Gadus chalcogrammus (walleye pollock), 859 nucleotides. RefSeq names its product basic salivary proline-rich protein 4-like. The coding region runs from base 311 to 859 and encodes 182 amino acids. The transcript has 3 exons. NCBI's taxonomy places the organism in Eukaryota, Metazoa, Chordata, Actinopteri, Gadiformes, Gadidae. The record is from RefSeq and is a predicted model, not a curated record.